This is a messenger RNA of Oryzias latipes (Japanese medaka), 2210 nucleotides long. RefSeq names its product G-protein coupled receptor 4. The record is from RefSeq and is a predicted model, not a curated record. NCBI's taxonomy places the organism in Eukaryota, Metazoa, Chordata, Actinopteri, Beloniformes, Adrianichthyidae. Gene Ontology annotation, molecular function: G protein-coupled receptor activity. Gene Ontology annotation, biological process: G protein-coupled receptor signaling pathway. Gene Ontology annotation, cellular component: membrane.
CUUUAAAGCCGAAGAAGUGGGUUUCCUCCAGAGGAAGUGAUUGCAGAACAGUGGAGACUUUGGCCAGACUCCGGCUCCUCUGGGUUGCUCAAACACAGGUUGUUGUUGUUAUCAUCGUGCUGCAGACUUCUGUGGACUGAAGAGGUGGGUGGAACGCCUGGGCUGAUAGUUUGUGGUUGAAAUCGUGAUGCACCUGCUUGUUCUCAUGCACAUGCCUUGUUCUGCAAGAGUUUGAAUGGACCUGGGGGGCUUUGAGGAUCGUUUGACCGACGCUAUAAAAGGAGGAUAAGCUUUCUCACGGAUCUGUAAAUGUCCCAAAAUGGAAAUAAAGGCUGGAUGCAGGAGACAACUCUUUGUCCAAAAUGAUGGCUACUCCUAAUGCAAGUCACCCCCCUCUAUGCCAGCCGGUGUCCGAGGCAUCUCCGGAUUCCCAUGAGAGGGUUAUCACCAACAUGUCCAAUGUCACCUGUGACCUCCCAUUGGACACAGACACGUUUGGCCUGACCUGUAUUUAUGGAGUUAUCUUCUCCUUGGGUCUGCCCAGCAACCUGUUAUCUCUCUGGGGGUUGUACCACCUUGGACGCUCGGGCGGGGGAGGCUGUCAGCUGGUCUACAUCCUCAACCUGCUGCUGUCAGACCUCCUGCAACUGCUCACCCUUCCCCUCUGGAUUAUAUAUCUCCAAGGGGGUCACCGAUGGCCGUACGGACAGCUAACCUGUGAGCUGGUUGGCUAUGUUUUUUACGUCAACGUCUACGCCAGUGUCAUGUUUCUUUGCCUGAUAGCGAUGGACCGCUGCCUGGCCAUCGUUUACCCGCUCAGCAGCCGCCGGGUGCGCACCAUCAGGGUGGCAGCCGUGUCAGGCGUAGCGGUGUGGACCCUGACCUUCCUGUUCUGUCUGAGCGGACUACUGCCGUCGGUGUUUGACGCAGACCGCCUGCUGUGUCUGGAACAAUAUCCUGUCAGCUCUAAAUUUGCUUACUUCAAGAUUGCCACCGUGCUUCUAGGUUUCCUGCUGCCUUGUGCCAUUCUUGGUUACACCUCAGCGCACAUCGGAGUGACGCUUCGGCGCUCCCCUUCCCUAUCGGAUCACGAGCGGCACAAAAUCGUGGGGAUCCUGGUUGUCAUAACGAUCAACUUCAUUGCCGUCUUCGGGCCGUACCACCUCAUGGGCGGGUACCGGUUCGUGUCUCUGCUGCGGACGGAAGUGCCGUGCGAGUUAGAACACUCAAUCUUCCUCAUCUACCGCCUUUGCUACGGCCUGACCAGCCUCAACACCUUGCUGGAUCCCCUCUUCUACAUCUUCCUGUGCCCUGACGCUCGACUGGAGCUGCAGAGAUCUCUGCCCUGUUUGGGGAGGGGUCAAAACAACAAGAGCAAGACCACCGUGAGCAGAUAUCGCCUCAAGACCCAUGGGCAGACUGAAACAGGCAGCUUUCAGGCAAUGUAACCCUUGUGGUAUCCUAGGCACUUUAACAUUGGGAGUUGGGUCAUCUAGACCCACUAGACAGUGCGCUGAACCUUUUUUCUUCAAUGAUUUGUGAUCUUCACUGGUGUCCAUGGAUUACAUGAAAUCUUUCCACCUUUAUCCACCUUUGUCAUGGUAGGGAGAACAUGUCAAUGGUCAUCUUGACCCCAUAGGAUAGAACAAGGGUUAAACAGGUUUGGACCAUGUCACAGACCGCAGGGAUUCAGGCAGAGCAACAGCGCCAUCUGGUGGUUUUAUACUUGUUACUGCAUGAACUUUAAGGAAUAAACAACCUCUGCUUUACUGUCUUAUACAAUUAUCAUAGAGUUUCACAUCAUGUUUGACAUCAGAGACCAAAAGGUAAACCAAAUAUAUUUGUUUGAUGUGUUUAUUGAACUGUAUUUAAAUGUGAACUGUCCCCACAUUCAAUAAUAAACACAGGUGUUGAACACAAAUAUGACUUUUGUCAGACUAAACAAUCGAAAUGAGUUUUUUUAGCAAUGUCUGGAAACGUUCAGUCAUACUUUUAGAAGAAAACCCACAAACUGAUAAAAAAUUCAACUCAUGCGGGAGAUAACACAUUCAAGGCCAGAUCAUCUCAAUGCCAUGCAGAAAAUAAUCUGGAAUCUAUGAGAACUUUCCGCUACUGAUCUACAAUGCAUGCAUGCAUCACCUAAAGCACAUUUUUACAAAGAAAAGAACAAAAAAAAAAGUUUGAAUGUGCAAGUUUUCAGCAAAAACACA